ACUUUUAAUAUUUUCGUUUUUCCUUAUGAGAACUUUUUGUGAAUUAACAUUUGACAAUUUGAAUGAGAAGCUAGUGAUGAGUUUAAUAAGAGCAAAACCAAGGACGAAUAUAGUGGCUUCAGAGGUUUUGGUGCGGAUGCCGCUUUGUAAGCUGGCGAGUGUUGCAAAAGGUGACGCCAAAGUGGAACUGAUGACUGCUCUAGGAUAUAAGGAUAAUGCCUCUUUAAUUGGCUACUAUGCAGGGCUCAAAAGAGCAAUAAAAACAAUGUUGAUAACAGAUUUGACCCUUGCGCAUCGAAUCUUCGUGAACUAUACUACUGAAAUAGAUCCAAAGUUUAUUACAUACUCAAUUGAAAAUUAUGGAAUAAAAGUUGACAAAAUUGGAUUUAAUUUUCCAAAGGCAGCCAUUUCACAUAUUAAUAACUUGAUUAGCUCCAUUACGUACAGACGGAUAAAAAAUAUAGUAGACGAAUCAGAUAUAAACAAACAAACACAAAUGAUUAUAAUCACCGCUGCUCAUUUCAAGGGCACGUGGGAAUUUCCGUUUGAUUUGCGUCUAACAAAACUCACGAAGUUCCAACGUAUCGAUGGAAAGGUUAUAAGGAUACCAAUGAUGAGCAAAAAUUACCAGUUUCAACAUGUGGAAAACAGUGACUGUCAGGCCGUCUCAAUGCAUUUUGGAAGUUGGAGGGCAUCAUUCACAAUUAUUUUACCAAACAGUCAACAACAGUUACCACAGCUACUGGAUAAAAUUUAUAACGAGAAAGCUUACGUACACAACCUUGUGAAGAGUAUGAAGGGUCGGUUUGUCAAAGUGACUUUCCCAAGGUUUAAGAUCAAGACGUUUGUUGACUGGACCGGGUUUGUAAAAGAGUUGGGACUCAAUUCUAUUUUCAAUUCGACUUCCUCUGGUCUGGACGGAAUUUUUAAAAAUUCUUCAAAGUCCAUAGCAUUGAAUAAAAUUAAACAAAAAGUUUUUAUUCAAAUUGAUGAAGUCGGUGUCGCCAGAUUUGCGCGUUUAGAUUUUGCGGGACCAGAGGAACCGUCACAGGGGCCGAUGCCAAAUUUUGUAGCUUUGCCCCAAUUUACUGCAGACAGACCAUUCUACUUUGACAUUUCCCUGGACUUCGAGACUGCCCGAUAUCAAAUGUUCACUGGUGUUUAUUACGGCCCUGAAGAAACCCCUACUAAUGUUAAUGAAUUUCAUUUCUAA
Messenger RNA from Spodoptera litura, 1213 nucleotides. RefSeq names its product serine protease inhibitor 33 (gene serpin-33). Lineage: Eukaryota; Metazoa; Arthropoda; Insecta; Lepidoptera; Noctuidae. Gene Ontology annotation, molecular function: serine-type endopeptidase inhibitor activity. The record is from RefSeq and is a predicted model, not a curated record.